Molecule: messenger RNA, 3148 nt
Organism: Leptinotarsa decemlineata (Colorado potato beetle)
Lineage: Eukaryota; Metazoa; Arthropoda; Insecta; Coleoptera; Chrysomelidae
Product: ceramide-1-phosphate transfer protein
Biological process (GO): ceramide transport; intermembrane lipid transfer
Cellular component (GO): cytoplasm; membrane; cytosol
Molecular function (GO): ceramide 1-phosphate transfer activity; ceramide 1-phosphate binding
Source: RefSeq, a predicted model, not a curated record
AACGCGGGGACCCACGUCAUACUAGAUGACGUAUGACAAAGUAACAACAAGGAGAAAAAAGAUUAUUUUCAAUAAUACAAUUCCUAAUACACACAAAGUCUUAAGAUAUGUCUGAAAAAUCAAAGAAUUUCGAUAUGAGAAUAGUUUAUGAAAAUUUUGAAAUAGCUCUUUCUAAAGAAGACGACGUACAACUACAAAAUUACCUAGAAAGUUUUGAAGAGCUGAAUAAAUUUUUUACUCUGAUUGGCACAGUUUUCAGUUUUGUAAGUAAUGAUCUCAAAGCGAAAAUGGAUAUAUUAUAUGAACUUCUUAAAGACCCAGAAAAUGGGAAUAAUUUUGCCACAACUAAAGCAAUGAUUGAUUAUGAAUUACAGAAUGAUUUAUUGAAUAAAAAAGAUUAUACAUCAGGAGCUAGGACACUUCUUCGGUUACAUAGAGGUUUGGAUUUCAUACAAUUGUUUUUGAAGAAAUUGGGUGAUCUCAAAGAUGAAGAAAGCACCUCCACUGCCUGCAGAGAAGCAUAUGACCAAACUCUAUCAAAACAUCAUACCUUUCUCAUUAGAAAUGGUGCUAGGAUUGCAAUAUACACACUGCCUACAAAAGAAGUUUUACUGAAACGGGUUUGUGGAGGCGAAGAAGACAUAAAACAAGCCUUGGAUAUGUUACCUAGAACCCUGGAAGUUACGUCUUCAGUGUUCCAAAGGAUAGAAAAUCUGUAUAGCAAACAUAAACUUCAUGAACUGCCUUGAAACAACAUUAUUACAAAUUUGUGUAUCUCCUUUGAGGAUGAUCCACUGAUGAACCAAAAAUGUGUAUCAUAUUUUCACAAUGAAUAAUUUUCGGCUUGCUGUUAUAACGAGUAUUGGAAGUAACUUGCCAGAAUUAAACUACAAGUAUUAGAGAUUAAUUGAAAAAGUUGAAUCGAAAUAAGGUCGUUCAGUCAAGUUAAAAUCAGUUUUUCUUAGUUCAUUUUGAAUUGGGUGAUUUUUUGAAGUAAUUGUUAUCACAUUCCGAUCAAGUUUCGGAAAAAAUAGCUUAUGCUAGUGAUAAUAAUUUUAUUGUAUCAACAACUUGCUUGUGAAUGUUGUCUUUCGUGUGGUAUAUUGAAUGGAAGUCACUUUUUGGGGAGGAAAAACCGGGUUUGUUGAUUUUUGUUGGCAUCAUUGAUCUUCAAUCUGAAAAAAUUAAUGUAGUAGUGAACUUCAAAUUGCUGUCUGAUUCCUGGUUUAUAAUUCAUAUGUAAGUUAUGUUAUAUAAUCUAGUGUGAAGGUAAAUACUAUUUUGAUAGUAUUAUUGAACUUUUAAAAAGUAUAUCUGUUUUUUUAAUCAGUUGUCGCACCCUACGAAGAACAACUGUCAAAAGACAAAACUUGUGCGAGCUAAGGAUUAACGAGAUCUCAGCUUUUGACGUGCAAUUCCUAGCAAGAGACAGAAAAGUUUUUUUUUAAAUUCCCUGUUUUUUUUCAAAUCAAAAUGAGGUUCAAAGCUACAAUAAUGUUCCAAAAAAUAAAAAUAUUUUCUUUACAGGGUUUUCUAUAUUUUGAACAUUCAAAUUAGAAUACUUCAGAGUUGUGUUUGUGAAAUAAUUUUGUUAAUGUUUACUUGAGUUGGUUUAAUAUUAUGGUUUUCAUCUAGAUGCUUCCAAUAUGUUUUUUAUAUAUGUAACCUAUGUUUCAAUGCAAUAUCUACAGCCAUGUUAGGAAUCACACAUUAAAAGGUAAGACUACGUUAAUCCUUAGCUCAUGCAAGGUUCGACUUUUGAGGAUUGUUGUGUCACAACAAAAUCAUUAAAUGUAUGUGUAAAAUAAAUUGCGUUUAUUGGCUGAGCCAUUAAAUACUCAGCUCAUCGGUCAGUUGUUCAAAUAAUGUUCUUGGAAUCGCACGUAAAAAGGUAAGGACUCAUUAAUCUUUAUCUCAUACAAGUUUGGACUUCUGGGAGUGGUUGUUCGUUAAGAGCGACAGUUGGUUAAUGGAAAAACAGAACAGGAGAAUCAGACAUAGUUUCAUCACUCGUCGCCAUCAGGACUCUACCAAAUUUUUUUCAAAUCGUAAGAGGGUCUUGUGAUACCUCGUUUGAGGUAUUUCAGUUCUCUAUCAUUAGAAACUCACUCUAGUUAAUUCCAAUGAAUGUUCACCAUUUACUUCCUAAUUUCCUAUUCCUGGGGUUAUUUCUUUGGAUGCACACCUGUUUCUAUCCAUGAGUUCUGAAUUGACCUGCGAUUGUAUGUUGUACACUCAAAUGUCACACAUCUAGAGGUGUCAUAUCAGUUGAUAUGGCAAGCCAUUCUAAGAGAUCGUGUUUCACUAUUUACCGGUUUGGAUAAUUGCGAAAACCAAAUGAGUUUUCAAGUGAUGUUACGUUUCAGCAAGAUGUGGUACCAGACUGGUUUGAAAAUGGCUUAAUCACUAUCAUCUAAACCAGUGGAUAGGUAAACGCCCCAUAAAAUGGCCCGCUGGAUCUCCAGACAUGAUACCUCUAGAUCUUUUUGAGGGUACAUAACAUUCAAGUUAUGAUUUCAGAAUUCCUGGAUAUAAAAAAAUUUGCAACAAAAUUAUUCCGUGUUAGGAAUCACACGUUAAAAGAUGAGACCUCGUUAGUCCUUAGCUCGCACAAGUUUCGACUUCUGAGGGUUGUGGUUCGUAGGGGUGCGACAGCUGUUUAACGGAAAAGCAGAUUUUAAACAGAUUUUUUUUAACAUUCCACAAUGUAAGGAAUGAAUUUGUAAACAGUGAAUGUCAAGAAUUGGAAUAAACUAGAGCGAGUUUUCAAUCAAUCAUUUGUUUGCAAAUCUUGAAAGUAAUAUAAAACUGCAAUCACCGAUUCCACAAACAAAAUGUCUUAGAAAAUUGAAAUACUCAUCAAAAGAGGUAUCACACGAUGCCCUGUCAUUUGAGAAAGGGUCAUUGUGACAGUAUUGCCUUUUUUUUUCGGAGAGUACGAGAAAUGAUGCAUUACUAAGUUGAUUUUGUCCGACCUUGAUAUCUUGUCCCAUUCAAAAGUCAACAGAGAAAAUUUUUUAUGUUCACACACUAUAGUAGUUUACAUUUUCAUACAUUAUUAUAACAAAUGCAAGGCCUAAAGUAUUGAAAUGAAUAUUUUACUUUUUUUUAAGUUUUGUGAUAUGAAAAUUAUAUACAACAUAUUAAA